Molecule: messenger RNA, 808 nt
Organism: Suillus fuscotomentosus
Lineage: Eukaryota; Fungi; Basidiomycota; Agaricomycetes; Boletales; Suillaceae
Product: Alpha/Beta hydrolase protein
Exons: 3
Coding region: 1-768 (255 amino acids)
Source: RefSeq, a predicted model, not a curated record
AUGGGCUACGCAUCGGCAACAGUCCCGUCUGCAAGUCAGUGGGGAUCCCCUAUUGCAAGUAAGAGAGCACUCCUUAUACAUGGGUUAAAUUCGUCUUCGCACACGUUCCACCGUGUUGCAUCGAUGCUUGCAGUCAAAGGAUACUUGGUCGUUGCUCCUAACCUUCUUGGACAUGCUCUCAGGAUGUCUGGAGUCGACUUUCGAGCCCAGACAUUGGCUGACGACCUCUUGCCCUACCUUCAGGCUGCUGAGUAUGACAUAGUCAUUGGCCACUCAAUGGGUGGGGCUGUGGUAUUAUCACUUCUCAAGUACCUGCCCAAGACCAGGCCUACUUCAGUAGUUCUCGUCGAUUCAUCCGUGGAGUUGACUGCAGACCAGAUGGCGGUUCGGAGGGCCAAGGUUUCUAACGAUGUCCGAGUCAAACCUAACCCCACAAUAGAAGAUUAUAUGGCAUCGAAUCCUCUAUGGACGAGAGAGGAUGCCAUUUGGAGAUCGUUGGGGACCCAGAUCGCCAGAGCAACCAACUACGAUGAUCAUAUGGAUGGCAACGUACCAUGGUCAUUCUCGCAUUUGUUCGCAGACAGGCCUCCUGCUGCCGCAUUGACGGUUUUGAUCGCAGAUCCGCGAUGUAAUGGUGCUUUGAAGCUGGAGACUGUUGCGAAAUUCAAGGACGUCAGAGCAGUGAUUGUUCCAAAUACCUCGCACUGGGUACAGUUUGAAUUCCCGGAAGUGAUUGUUGAAGAGGCGCUGAGAAACGUCGAAGGAUAAGACAAUGAACUUGAAAGACUUUUACGUUGCAAAUGUCAUG